AAAAAAAAACAAAGAAAUUGGAGGAAGAGAUCUAUUUAAAGAUUCAGAACAUCAUGGUAUUAUUUCACUGGAAGAAGCCAUAGAAAAGCUCUCAAGUCUCACUACAACAAUGUUGUUACUCUUUUGUGUUCUAGCUCUCCCUGUUAUUUUCUUCUUUGUUCUUCCUAAGUACAGAAAAAAUAACGAACUGCUUCGUCCUCCAGGUCCUUCGGGACUACCUUUCCUCGGAAACUUACACCAGAUCGAUAACUUAGCCCCCCAUAAAUACCUAUGGCAACUUUCCAAGAAAUACGGCCCUCUCAUGUCCUUGCGUCUUGGUUUUGUACCAACGCUCGUAGUUUCAUCAGCAAGAAUGGCAAAAGAGGUCUUGAAAACCCAUGACCUCGCAUUUUCUAGCAGGCCUGCCUUGGUUGGUCAGCAAAAACUGUCUUAUAAUGGCCUAGACAUGGUUUUUGCACCCUACACUGACUACUGGAAAGAGAUCAGAAAAAUUUGUAUUAUCAAUCUCUUUAGUUCUAAAAGAGUACAAUCCUUUCGUCCCAUUCGCGACGAUGAAGUUGGUCGAAUGAUCAAGAAAAUAUCUCAACAAGCUACUUCAUCUAAGCUGACAAAUUUGAGUGACAUAGUAAUGUCUCUCACAAGUGCUACUAUCUGUAGAGUUGCUUUUGGUAAAAGGUAUGAUGAUGAAGGGGCUGAGAGGAGUAGAUUUCAUAGACUACUUAAUGAAACUCAGGCCAUGUUUGGAAUCCUCUUUGUAUCAGACCAUUUUCCAAUCUUUGGUUGGAUUGAUAAACUCACUGGAUUAAGUUCUCGGCUUGAGCAGAAUUUUACAGAAAUGGAUGCGUUCUACCAACAACUUAUCGAUGAUCAUCUAGAUCAAAAGAAGACAAAAGGUACUCAAGAGGACUUCAUCGACAUUCUGCUUCAACUGAAAGAAGAUCAAUUGUGUUCCAUUGAUCUCAAUUUCGACCACAUUAAAGCCGUUCUCAUGAAUAUGUUGGUUGCUGGAUCGGACACAGGUGCAGCCACUCUAGUCUGGGCUAUGAUUGGACUGAUGAAAAACCCUAGAGUGAUGAAGAAAGUGCAAGAAGAAAUUAGAAAGUUGGUUGUAAAAAAAGGUAAAGUAGAUGAAGAUGAUCUUCAAAACCUUCCUUAUCUCAAGGCAGUGGUCAAAGAAACAAUGAGAUUAUACUCAACUGUUCCACUUCUAGUUCCUCGAGAAACUACUCAGAAAUGCAUUAUAAAUGGGUAUGAAAUCCAACCCAAAACCCUAGUUUAUGUGAAUGCAUGGGCCAUUGGAAGAGACCCUGAAGCUUGGAAAAACCCAGAUGAGUUCUUGCCUGAAAGAUUUUUGGACAGUGAUAUUGAUUUUAAAGGACAACAUUUUGAGUUAAUUCCUUUUGGAGCUGGUCGGAGAAUCUGUCCUGCAAUACACAUGGGUUCUAUACUAGUUGAGCAUGCACUUGCUAAUUUACUCUACUCAUUUGAUUGGGAACUACCUGCUGGGAUGAAGAAGGAAGAUAUAGACACUGAUGUGAUACCUGGUAUAACAAUGCACAAGAAAAAUGCUCUUUGCCUGCAGGCAAAACAUUAUGAUGGACAAACAUAAGAUUAAUCAAGGUGGCCAGUCAGAACAAAACUGCAUUAGAAACCUUUGACCAAACAAAAGACAAUGAAAUCAUUUCUUUAUUUUUAUCCCUUGUGUGUGUGUGUGUGUGUGUGAUGCCUAUCUUCUCAAAAGAUUUGUUUAGAUGUAUUUUUUGUGA
Molecule: messenger RNA, 1766 nt
Organism: Ilex paraguariensis (yerba mate)
Lineage: Eukaryota; Viridiplantae; Streptophyta; Magnoliopsida; Aquifoliales; Aquifoliaceae
Source: the annotation of a GenBank genome assembly